Molecule: messenger RNA, 4871 nt
Organism: Pyrus x bretschneideri (Chinese white pear)
Lineage: Eukaryota; Viridiplantae; Streptophyta; Magnoliopsida; Rosales; Rosaceae
Product: ethylene-insensitive protein 2
Exons: 8
Coding region: 723-4625 (1300 amino acids)
Biological process (GO): metal ion transport; ethylene-activated signaling pathway
Cellular component (GO): membrane
Molecular function (GO): manganese ion transmembrane transporter activity; cadmium ion transmembrane transporter activity
Source: RefSeq, a predicted model, not a curated record
UAACUCACUCUCUCUCUCUCUCUCUGUCUCUGUCUCUCUCUCUAUAUAUUUAUAUAUAUCCGGUACAAGAUUAUCUACAUAAAUAUAUAAGCUUUGUGGGUCUCUUUGGAGUCCUCUGAGAUCUACUGCCUGUGUAGGACUUUAGAUUAGGAGAUAGAGAUUGGCAGAGAAACUGAAACAGAACAUUAUAAGUGAAGGGGAAGGCUCACAGAGGAAGGUUGAGGAUUGAUGCCAAAGGUAGAGUACCGAAUGAUUGGAGCGGUUGAAGUUCGUUCCAUGGAUGGAGUUGAGACCGUCUGUUAAUUUUGCUCUGUAAUUAUAGUAAUUGGCUUGAAGUUUCGCGAGGAUUGUAUGGACACUCUGUUUAUUCUCAGGAUAUGAAUAGAAAAUUUAAUGGGCUAAAGUUUACCGUGCAAUGGAAACCAUUUGGAUGUGGUUUAAUGAUAAUGUAGUAGCCAUUUGGAAAAGUUAGGUUUGAUCUGCGCAACUGUAUUAGAAUAGCCUGCGCGACUUAUCCGGAUCUUCAUUUGUUGCUCUAUCCUUACCUGUUUAUGUCCUCCAAAGACAGUAAAUUGGGUUCAUGUAUUGUGGCAUAUUAAGUUGGUGCUAGUGCUUUUUUCUCUCCUGCUGCCUCAGUUUGUGAGUAGUUUUGCAGAGUAGUUCAGGAAGGUCAUCCGUAAUCCAUUGCACUGGAAAUUUGGUUUCUCCUAGAGUUGAUAGCUAUGGAAUCCGCCAAUCCUAAUGCUAACAUUAUACCGGGUGUUCUACAGCGGUUGAUUCCUGUUGUUGGACCUGUGCUUCUGAUUUCAGUUGGAUAUAUUGACCCUGGAAAGUGGGCAGCAACUGCUGAAGCAGGUGCCUGUUUUGGCUCUGACCUUGCAGCAUUGAUGCUUAUUUUCAAUUUGGCAGCUAUUUUAUGUCACUAUCUGUCAGCUCGGAUUGGUGUAGUCACCGGAAGAGAUCUUGCACAGAUAUGCAGUGAGGAGUAUGACAAAGGCACUUGCAUAUCCUUAGGAAUUCAAACUGAGGUUUCUGCGAUCCUGUCAGACCUAACCAUGGUCCUUGGCAUUGCACAUGGGCUUAAUCUUCUGUUUGGUUGGGACCUGUUCACUUGUGUCUUUUUGACUGCCGUUAAUGCCGUUCUAUACCCUCUUUUUUCCACCUUCCUGGAAACUUGCAAGGCGAAGGUUGUAUGCAUAUAUAUUACAGGAUUUAUACUCCUUUCCUUUGUUCUUGGAGUAAUUAUCAGUCAACCAGAAAUGCCCCAUUCCAUGAAUGGGAUGCUAACAAAGCUGAGUGGGGAGAGUGCAUUUGCGCUGAUGAGCCUUCUUGGAGCCAGCAUAAUGCCUCACAGUCUGUAUUUUCAUUCUUCUAUUGUGCAGCAAUAUCAGCAGCAGGCAACUGUUCCCAAGGAUGCUUUGUGUCAUAACCAUUUAGUUGCCAUCAUAUGCAUCUUCAGUGGUAUUUACAUGGUGAAUUAUGUCCUUAUGACCUCAGCAGAAAAUUUAUUCUACAGUACAGAGACAAGUUCAGGCCUUGUUCUUACGUUUCAGGAUGCAAUGUCACUAAUGGAACAGGUCUUUUGCGGUCCAAUAGUGCCAGCUUCCUUCUUACUGGUUCUCGUUCUGUCAAAUCAAAUUACAACAUUAAGCUGGAGUCUGGGUGGGGAAGUAGUCCUGAAUGAAUUUUUGAAAGUGGACCUUCCUGGUUGGCUUCAUUGUGCUACAAUCAGAAUUAUUGCCAUUGUUCCAGCCCUUUAUUUUGUUUGGAGUUCGGGAGCUGAAGGAAUGUAUCAACUGCUUAUAUUCACACAAGUUUUGGCAGCUCUGCUACUGCCACCUUCUGUGAUCCCUAUUUUUCGAAUUGCUGCUUCAAGACCAAGAAUGGGCGUCCAUAAAAUUUCUCAAUUUGUUGAAUUCUUAUCUCUGAUUACGCUUAUUGGGAUGCUUGGAUUGAAAGUUAUAUUUGUAGUAGAAAUGAUUUUUGGGAAUAGUGAAUGGGGUGGUAACUUGAGGUCGAACAGCGGUAGUAGUAUGUCACUAUUCCUCACUGCUUGUGCAUCAUUUUGUUUGAUGAUUUGGCUGGCAGCUACCCCAUUAAAAUCUGCGAGUGUCCGAUUAGAGGCUCAGGUGUGGAACUGGGAACUGAAGGGUACACCAGAUUCGUUGAAAAAUGAAGAGGAGAGUAACAUAGCUGAACCUCAGUAUCAGAGAGAGGCAAGUGUCCAGAACCAUGAACCAUCACCAUCAUUUGGGUUGGAUGCUGAUUCAGAAGUUGCAAAUUUUGAUCUUGAUCUGCCUGACACUAUCGUGGAGGCUGAUCAGGAACUUCACCAAACAACUGUAGGGGAGAAUAGUAAUUCUCAUAUUACCUUUCCUACCUCCCCUAAAAGCUGCAUGGAGGGAUCCACAUCUGCAGUGGAGUCAGUUCCAGUCGCAACUGUCGUUAAUGAUGUUUCUGAUGUCACAUUGGAGGACACCAGUGCACUGAAGGUCAAGUCAACAGAAAUUGAGAAGACAGUUGAAGUUGAAGGAGUUGAAGGAGACUUACCAACCGAAAAAGAUGACGAUGAGGGAGAUACCUGGGAGCCUGAAGAAUUAUCAAAAGGGGUUUCUGGGAGCACUGCGCCAUUGGCCUCCGAGGGGUCAGGAUCAUUUAGGACUCUAAGUGGAAAAGGUGAUGAUUUGGGGAGCAGUACAGGAAGCCUUUCAAGAUUAGCAGGGUUGGGGCGUUCUGCAAGACGUCAACUAGCUACUAUGCUUGAUGAAUUUUGGGGACAAAUGUAUGAUUUCCAUGGGAAUGUAAUUCAAGUCGCAAAGGCAGUGUCGUCCUCGCCGAAGGUUGAUACUGGUGCAAAGGAAUCUUUGGGAUACUUUCCAUCUGUAGGAGGCAGAGGAUCUGAUUCUCUUAUCAACUCAAGUUUAUAUGACUCUGCAAAGCAGCAUAUGGUUCAAAGCAGUUUAGAGUCAUAUGCGGUCCAAAGGGGAUCUUCCUCAUUGUUGCCCAGCCACAUGCAGUUGUUAGAUGCGUAUGUGCAAAGUUCAAGCCGUAGCAUUAUUGACUCUGAUGAGAGGCGCUAUUCAAGUGUGCGCAAUAUCCCAACUUCUGAGAGUGGUGGGAAGCGCUAUCCAAGUAUGCGCAGUAUCCCAACUUCUGAGAGUUGGGAUUACCAGCCAGCUACAGUACAUGGUUAUGAGAUUGCAUCGUAUAUCAAUCGAUUGUCAAAGGAAAAAAAUUCUGAUAACUUGAACCCUCAAAUGGAGCCAUCAAUCCUAAAGUCCGGUUCUUCGUUGGGUGCUGAAAACUACAGAGAUUCACUUGCAUUUACCAUGGGGCAGAAGUUGCAAAAUAGGUUAGGAUCUGGUCAGGUCUCCAAUUUUCAGAACUUUACAGUAUCUAGAAAUAGUCCAAUGCAAUCUGGAAGACCGUAUUAUGAUCCAUGCUCUUCUGGAAUUGCUGAGAAUGUGGCAAGUCCAGCCAAUGCAAAGAAAUACCAUAGUUUACCAGACAUUCACCGGGAGCUUUACAUGCCUGAUAAAAAUGCUAACUGGGAAAGUUCUCUCGGGUAUGGAUCAUCUCCUGGGAUGGCUGGUUAUGAAUCAUCCUUGUAUUCAAAUUCUGGGGCACGAACAAGAGCUCCUUUGGCUUUUGAUGAACUCUCUCCAAAAGUCUACAAUUCUCUGUCAUCACAACAGAGUUCUACUUUUAACACUGGGUCACUCUGGUCUAGACAGCCUUUUGAGCAGUUCGGUGUGGCUGAUACUAGUCGUACUAUUGGUAGUGGAAUUGGUAAUAGGGUAGGUUCUGUAAAUCAAGAAUCUACUUCGGUUGCAUAUUCAGAGGCCAAGCUUCUUCAGGCUUUCAGGCAUUGCAUUGUGAAGCUUUUGAAAUUGGAAGGGUCGGACUGGUUGUUUACACAGAAUGAUGGGGUUGAUGAGGAUCUAAUUGAUUGCGUGGCUGCAAAGGAGAAAUUUCUUUAUGAAGCUGAAACUAGAGAGAUAAAUCGAACAGGUCAAGUGGGCGAGCCUCAGUACCAUUCUUCAGAUACGGAGUCUGCUUCAGCAUUGAAGAAUAAUGAUUUGAGUUAUAUUAUGAUUUCCUCAGUUCCACAUUGUGGGGAUGGUUGUAUAUGGAAGGCAGAUUUGGUAGUAAGCUUUGGGGUUUGGUGUAUCCAUCGCAUUCUUGAUUUGUCACUUAUGGAAAGCCGGCCAGAGCUAUGGGGGAAAUAUACCUACGUUCUCAACCGACUUCAGGGGAUUAUUGAUUCGGCAUUUUCAAAGCCUCGUUCUCCAAUGUCACCAUGCAUCUGCCUUCAAGUUCCCGCGGCACACCAGCUGCAAUCGAGUCCAUCAUUUUCUAAUGGAAUACCUCCUCCUGCAAAACCAGCCAGGGGAAAAUGCACAACGGCAGUAACGCUUCUAGACAUGAUCAAGGAUGUGGAAAUUGCAAUCAAUUCUCGAAGGGGCCGAACAGGGACAGCAGCUGGUGAUGUAGCUUUCCCAAAGGGAAAAGAAAAUCUGGCAUCUGUCCUCAAACGCUACAAGCGUAGAUUAUCCAACAAAACUGUUGGCACUCAUGAGGGUCCUGGUUCGGGCAAGUCUCUGACAUCUGCUCCUUAUGGGUAAAUAACUCUCAGUUUCAUACACAGACACAGUAUGUCUCAACCGGGCUAUCGAGCUGUUUGAUUCUGGGAAACGGCUCAUCUUCUGGAUCAAAACGCUCAGUUAAGACAGUUUCUCUCACUGUAUCAAAGCCGUCGCUGCAAUUUGUAUGUCCUUGUAUUUUAACAUAUGCAUAGGUAAGAAUUGCUGGAUCUGUAAUUGCAGCAUCAUCAAAGAAAAUGGGUGGAAGGUUGAAAAUUGGUUGUUGCA